This is a messenger RNA of Closterium sp. Yama58-4, 552 nucleotides long. Lineage: Eukaryota; Viridiplantae; Streptophyta; Zygnematophyceae; Desmidiales; Closteriaceae. The record is from the annotation of a GenBank genome assembly.
AUGACGGCCGUCGGCGAUGACGGGACGGCGAAGCCUGCCGACCGUCAGUUUAGACGGAAGUACGCGCUGACGGACGUGCUGCGGACGUCUACCGGCCUAGAAUACUCCGUUCACAGCUGCCCGCGGCAGUACAAGCAGGACAUGGAGUCCCUGUUUCCCGGGCAGGACGUGUCGAAACUUUUGAUUGUGCCCACGCAGCAGAGGGCGCGCGUGGAUCUGGUGAACACGGGCGAGGAGGUUGAGAGGGAGAAGGACCGCUUAUUGGAAACGUUCGCAGCAUUUGCGUCGGGUCUCGUAGAGCGCCUCUCACAGCAGGGCCACUUCGCUGACUACAUCGACCCCUGCUCCGGCCUCCCUAUGGUGAAUCGCAACAGUCAGACGUAUUACGGGGAGGUGGAAGCAGCACAGACGCUGCUGGGAUACCCCGUGGCCAACGCCGGCUGCUGCAAGGUGCUGCUGCACCCCCAAUGGGGCUCUGCUGUCUACCCUGCCACCCUGUUCACGAAUGCACCACUAGAAGUGCUUCUAGAGGCGUUGAAAGACAUCAGCUGA